Elephantulus edwardii (Cape elephant shrew) is the source of this 639-nucleotide messenger RNA. Its product is annotated as DDB1- and CUL4-associated factor 6-like. The record is from RefSeq and is a predicted model, not a curated record. Bases 1 to 639 code for a protein of 212 amino acids. Gene Ontology annotation, biological process: positive regulation of transcription by RNA polymerase II. Gene Ontology annotation, molecular function: protein binding. Gene Ontology annotation, cellular component: cytoplasm; Cul4-RING E3 ubiquitin ligase complex. Lineage: Eukaryota; Metazoa; Chordata; Mammalia; Macroscelidea; Macroscelididae. The transcript has 2 exons.
AUGGCAGAGAAUACAUAUGACAGCAAGCCUCAAAAGUACAAUGACCCAGUCCUAAUCCCAGGGGCAAGGUACCCAGCAGGACCUGGUGAUAGAUACUCUGCUGUUGCCCGCAUUCAGGAAUUCUUCAGGCAAAGAAAAGAAAGGAAAGAAAUGGAAGAAUUGGAUACUUUGAGUAUUAGAAGGCCACUAGUAAAGAUGGUAUAUAAGGGACAUCGCAACUCCAGGACGAUGAUUAAAGAAGCCAAUUUCUGGGGUACUAACUUUUUAAUGAGUGGUUCUGACUGUGGCCAUAUCUUCAUCUGGGAUCGCCACACUGCUGAGCAUUUGAUGCUUCUGGAAGCUGAUAAUCGUGUGGUGAACUGCCUGCAGACGCAUCCAUUUGACCCAAUUCUGGCCUCAUCUGGGAUAGAUUAUGACAUAAAGAUCUGGUCACCACUAGAAGAGUCAAGAAUUUUUAACCGGAAACUUGCUGAUGAAGUUAUAACUCGAAAUGAACUCAUGCUCGAAGAGACUAGAAACACCAUUACAGUUCCAACCUCUUUCAUGUUGAGGAUGUUGAAUCAUAUCCGAGCUGAUCGCUUGGAGGGUGACAGAUCAGAAGGCUCUGGCCAGGAAAAUGAGAAUGAAGAUGAAGAAUAA